This is a messenger RNA of Raphanus sativus (radish), 2362 nucleotides long. RefSeq names its product bystin. The record is from RefSeq and is a predicted model, not a curated record. Gene Ontology annotation, biological process: rRNA processing. The transcript has 14 exons. The coding region runs from base 900 to 2258 and encodes 452 amino acids. Gene Ontology annotation, cellular component: cytoplasm; nucleolus; preribosome, small subunit precursor. Lineage: Eukaryota; Viridiplantae; Streptophyta; Magnoliopsida; Brassicales; Brassicaceae. Gene Ontology annotation, molecular function: snoRNA binding.
CUCUUUCUUCUUCUUCUUCGUCAAUGUUUUUUUUUUUUGUGGGUCUGAGAAAUUUAUUUGUCGAUGUUAUCUAUGGUUUUGAGAAACAAGAGCCUGAAUAUCACGAGAUCAACCGUUUGUUGGAUGAGAUGCUGAGCUUGAGAAACAAGAGCCUGAAUCGUCAUCAUCGGAGAAGGCGCAAGCUGUGACUCCGUGGGUCGUUUCCGGUAAUGUCGAUCACGAGAAGGUGAUCGAAAAGUUCGGCAGCGAUAGGAUAGACGAGUCGCUGAUAGCUCGUGUCGAAAGACUCACUUCUCGCCGAGCUCACGUCUUCCUCCGCCGUGGCGUCUUCUGCACACAAAGAUACUUGCAGGAAGCUUUCAAUGUCCCCCUCGUUAUAAAGAUCACUGAUGAUGAAAAAAAGAUAUGGAAGAAGUUACCGAAGGAGGAAUGUACUUGUUUCUGUUUCCAUGGUUGUCUUCAUCCUGAUAUUAUUAAGCCGGAUAACUUUCUGAUGGGUGAAGAGGGACUUCAUUUGUCUGCAGUCCAAUGAACUGUGCCACCUUUCACUAGUUUGGAAGCUGUAGCCAAAAGCCACUGCAAAGUGCAUUACGGUGAUGGUGGUGAUGAAGAAGAUGCAAAGCUACAGCAGCAGGCCUCUCUCUAUUCAGUCCUCUGUUUUGGUGGGUCUGAGCUUGUGAGAACAAAGUAACGUCCAGGACUCUUGGGUCUCGGGAAUUCAUGCGCUACUACAAACAGAAGCCACCACCAUCUUCUCAGAAACACAAUUGUCAACUCUCUAGCCACGAGGUUUGUUUACAGGCCACUGGUUUUAAUACCAACGACGAAAGGUUUGAACAGCUGCCGCCUUCUUUCUCAUUCUCACAGGUUGGGUUGGAUUGGGAUUGGAUUGGACAAGAAUGGCGAAGAAGAAACGAGAUAGGAUUAUCAACACACAGUCUUUCAUCACCACCGAUGACGACGACGCAUCCAUCGCAUCUUCCAGAAAACGAUCAAAGGUUCCCAAAACCCAUCAGCAGCAAGAGAAGUUGCUUGAGGCUGGUAUCAGCUCGAAGAUCAUGAAGGUAGCUCUUGCCCAGCAAAAAGAGAUCGCUGAUGAAGAGAACGCCGAGAGUAACCCCAUCACCGCCGUGUUUUCCGCUGCCUCUGCCUUGACUGCAGAAGAGGAGAAGAGAGUGAUUGAAGAGGAGGAAGAUGACAUUGAUGAUUUUGACGGAGAGUUCGAUGAUGAUGAUGAUUGUUAUCAAGAGGAUGUCAAUGAGGACGACGAGAAGUUGUUCGAGUCAUUCUUCGCUAAGAACGCGCCUCCUCAGCGUACUCUAGCAAAUAUCAUUAUCAAGAAGAUCAAAGAUAAUGACGCCGAGUUAGCUCAAGAAGAGCGUCCUGAUCCUCAAAUGGACCCUAACAUAGCUAAACUAUAUAAAGGUGUUGCCAAGCUUAUGAGUGAGUACACGGUUGGGAAAAUGCCUAAAGCAUUUGUGCGCAUCACUAAAAUGGAACGUUGGCAGGAUGUGCUGUACUUGACCGAGCCAGAGAAAUGGUCACCUAACGCAAUGUAUCAAGCCACAAGAAUCUUCGCGCACCACUUGAAAAACAGCCAGAUUCAGCGGUUCUACAACUACGUUCUGCUUCCGCGUGUGAGAGAGGAUAUUAGGAAGAACAAGAGGCUGCAUUUUGCUCUGUACCAGGCUGUAAAAAAGUCGCUAUACAAGCCUAGUGCUUUCAACAAAGGGAUACUGUUCCCUCUUUGUAAGUCGGGUACAUGCAGUCUCCGAGAAGCUGUUAUUCUAGGGAGCAUUCUUGAAAAGUGCUCUUUCCCUGUGGAUCACUCAGGUAUUGCUUUGCUAAAUCUGGCUGAGAUGGAGUAUUGUGGUACAACAAGCUACUUUAUAAAAACACUUUUGGAGAAGAAAUAUUGUAUGCCUUAUCGAGUGCUUGAUGCAUUGGUUGCUCACUUUAUGAGAUUUGUGGACGAAAUAAGAGUUAUGCCUGUGAUUUGGCACCAGUCUCUUCUUACUUUUGUGCAACGGUACAAGUAUGAACUACUUAAGGAAGACAAAGAGCAUUUACAAACUCUUCUCAAUAGGCAAAAGCACCAUCUUGUUACUCCUGAGAUUGUGAGAGAGCUUCAGGGUAGCAGAAACCGUGGAGAGAAAGAUGAUCCUAUGUUGACUAAUUCUUUUUCAGUUACUACAAUCAACAACCCGAUCAAAGAAGACAGGUUUGACAUUCCUGAAGUGCCAAUGGAAGAGGACUGAUUCUUUUUCUUUUAGUGUUUUUUUUUUGGAAAGACGAAUAGUAACUCCGAAAGUUCAGUUUUGUCAUGGUUAUUUAAUUAAUUUUAAGUCAGAAUCAAUUGUGA